GCGGUCCUGCGAUACCUGCCAUCAAAACUCAGUUCGCAAUGUUAUUACCACAUAAAACGCGGCUUCAACUGCAGUCCGCACAUGCAGGUCCCCACCACGCUCAAAGUCGUAAAUUCGUCCCGCCGUGUCUACCCCGUCUGGCCGCUGCAUUUUCAAUGCAAUUCUCUUACUACGUCCUGCCUUCGCUGACGGACUGCCAGUUUAGUUGAUUUUCGCGAGAACCUGCCAAGUUCUCCAUUUCCAUUAACCAAUCGGUUGCGGUCCGGUCCGAUCCGUCGUGGUUCCGCGCGAAACUCUUCGUCUUGUCCUUUUAGCGCAACAGCGUCCGUCCUGCUGUUCGCCCAGUGCGUCACUUACAUGCCUUCUGGUUCCUAGUUCUAGUGCUGAUUGUUCACAGUUCCGGGUGGAAUGGCGCCAGACUGUCCAGACUACGUUACGAAAAUGGACAUCAGCUCCAAGGCGUCCAGUUCCGCAUCGAGCACGUCUUCCGCACCGCGAACGCCGCCAAAUUGCGCGCGAUGCCGCAACCACCGCAAAAAAAUCACCCUCAAGGGCCACAAGCGGUACUGCAUGUACCGCAACUGCAAAUGCCAAAAGUGCCAAUUGACCUCCGAACGGCAACGCGUGAUGGCAAUGCAGACGGCCCUGCGGAGGGCUCAGGCUCAGGAUGAGGCCCUGCUGAAGAACGGCACUAUUGACAUCAACAUGCUGUCGACGCCGCAAAAGACCGAAAGCCCCAUUCAUAACAUUGACCGAGCCAAUUUGGACUGUGAUUCUUCGGCUUCGUCCCAGUACUCGAAUCCGCCGGUUGCCAUCAGCAGAAAGUCGGAAAUGUCUCCAGUUCUUGCGGUUCCUGCUACCAGCACGUCCAUGCCUGUUGGAGUGGCCAACGAAGUGCUUUCCUACGACUACAAAG
This is a messenger RNA of Dendroctonus ponderosae (mountain pine beetle), 916 nucleotides long. Its product is annotated as doublesex- and mab-3-related transcription factor 1-like. Gene Ontology annotation, cellular component: nucleus. The record is from RefSeq and is a predicted model, not a curated record. Gene Ontology annotation, molecular function: DNA-binding transcription factor activity, RNA polymerase II-specific; RNA polymerase II cis-regulatory region sequence-specific DNA binding. Lineage: Eukaryota; Metazoa; Arthropoda; Insecta; Coleoptera; Curculionidae. Gene Ontology annotation, biological process: regulation of transcription by RNA polymerase II; sex differentiation.